Messenger RNA from Anopheles stephensi (Asian malaria mosquito), 825 nucleotides. RefSeq lists its product as uncharacterized. The record is from RefSeq and is a predicted model, not a curated record. Bases 237 to 716 code for a protein of 159 amino acids. The transcript is spliced from 2 exons. Lineage: Eukaryota; Metazoa; Arthropoda; Insecta; Diptera; Culicidae.
CCGAUGAGUGUGGAAUGGGUUUUAGUUUAGAACUUCCUUCCCCCAUAGCAUAGCCGAGUUUCAGGUUUGCGAAUGCUGCAUCGUCGUCUGUCGUACUGCUGGCCUCGAGGCAGGCCGGUGUUGUAGUGAAUCUAGGUGCGGUAUAUCCAACGUUCAGGACGUGCAAUUACAAUGGGUUCCGCGUGGCCACGAACGCGCCGAACGUGCACCAUUUCCAUUGUGUCAAUGAGCGCAACAUGCUUGCGAAGCUUUCCCAUGCGCUUACCGUGUCUAUUUGGCGUUUGCCAAACGUGCGGUACGAGCGCGAAUGGAGCGUGUUCAGAUCCUGUACGCUGGCAGGCACAUCGUCGUACGGCGAAGCAAUCCGUCCGAACGUGCUAGCAGCGGCCGACUGUAACAACAACGCCGGCGAACUGAACUACAACUCACUGCUGAUGAUGGCGGCUGCUGCUGCUGCUGCUGAUGGUUGGCCGAUGGAUUGCAAUAGUUUGGCAAGCGAUCGUGUUGGAACAACGCCGGCAGCGAGCACCUCGCUUGCGUUUGCCAACAGCAGCUUAUCGCUAAUUCAAACGAUGUGCAGUUUGUUUGCCAACAUGGAGCAAAGCCUGGACGAGCUAUGCUACACGUUCACCAACAUCGUCGACACAGUGGGCGCAACGAGUGUGCCUCAAACGAUCGGCAGCAACGUGCCGGAUGAUGAGCCGAUCCAACACUAGUACCCCAUUGUUUUGCUUUUCUUUGCGUAGUUGUUCUGUCCUGUUUCUAUCGCUUUCUAGAGUUGUUCAACAUAUUAUUAUUACACCUUUCUUCAAACCACUAUUUUCG